Messenger RNA from Drosophila ficusphila, 1461 nucleotides. It is a transcript of the gene hdm, whose product is annotated as protein hold'em. The record is from RefSeq and is a predicted model, not a curated record. The annotation marks the transcript as partial. Gene Ontology annotation, biological process: resolution of meiotic recombination intermediates. NCBI's taxonomy places the organism in Eukaryota, Metazoa, Arthropoda, Insecta, Diptera, Drosophilidae. Gene Ontology annotation, molecular function: single-stranded DNA 3'-5' DNA exonuclease activity; single-stranded DNA binding. The transcript has 3 exons.
AUGCGCGAAAAAUUCUUGAGACUGUCGCAAAUGCAACCCACAAUGACCCAUUUUUCAACUGUGGCUUUGAUUGUUUCAAAAUCCUCGCCAAAUAUCUUUUACGACAAGUUAAGUGGCAGCGAACGAGGAGUUAUCACCCUGACAAUUCGAGAUUCCCCCAAUCACCUGACCAAUUGCAAGUGUUGGGGACAACGAGCUUGCGUGGAUGAGUACGCGUCUAUUUUGCAAAUCGGUUAUGUGGUUGACAUUGUGGGCGCUAAGGUUAUGUCUAUUCCGGAGGUUCCGCUUGGCGAACGCCGCUACCAGCCACAGGCCACGUUAUCCUGCGCUCUGGUGGUCAACGAAGGAACUGGUUAUGUGGUUCGACAUCACAGCGAUGAUUCCAGUCACGCUAUUGUCCUGCAGAAGCUGCUUCAACAUCCCAUCAAGCCACUCGGCGGCGCCCUCAAACUGGCGGAUGUUCAUUCCGGUUUGGGUUACGCCAACAAGAUAAUCGCCUCUCAUGUAGAUCUACUGGUGGUGGUGGCUGCAGUACGUCCCGUACGAAAGAUUAAGAGAAAGCUGCAGGCGACUCACAGGAAGGCUGAGGAUUUGCUUCACUGCCUGGAGGUCAUUGUGGUCGAUGAAAGUUGUCCAGAGGGCAUGUUGCUCUCUGUUUGGCAACCAGAUUGGAUAAGGCGUGCCCAACAAUGGCAACCACGUCGCACUGUUCUUCAUUUGGUGAAUGUGCGCGUCGCAUUCUCGGACUUUCACCGUUGUUCCGUGCUCUCCUAUUCCAAUUGCACACUUAUUUGCGAAAAUCCUGAGGAAGAUGGCGAGUAUUGCCGUUCCUUGAGGGCUUUUGCCGCCUCGGUGCCCCUCCAAAUGAUCGAUGGCUGCGCCCAAGGGGAUAUCCUGAAUAGCCUGCCUUCAGCUGCCAGCAUCCAAACCCAGAUGACAGUAAGACAAAUAUAUUCUCGCGCUGAGGGCGAACUGCAGGAUUCGUCACCCAAUCAAUUCACAUCGUUGCUGUAUGGCAUGGUUACCAAAUUCGACCUAGAUGGAUUGUCGUCUCAUAUUAGCAGGAAGUGCACCAGCUGCCAUCGCCUCAUGCCGCGAAACGUCGAAGAUUGCGCCUCAGAUGCCUGUCAGAUGGAGUUUUUACUGGACAAUAAUGAUGGUAUUAGAUACACCAACCACUUCAACAUUAGCAUCCAGUUUUCUGACCAAACAGGCACCCUCGUUGAGACCCGGCUAGCUGGCAAUCCAGCGGAGAGGAUCUUGGGUCUUCGGCCGGAGAAGUUUGAGCAACUGACUGAGCGUGAGAAAGCUGACCUUAAGUGGCGCUUUUUGCUUAAGUAUUUCGAAGCCAGAUUGCUGAUCAAGAAACCGACUCAAAUGAGUAAAAACAUCGUGGUGGUGGUCGUCGACAUGCAAGCCAUUCCUUUGGACAAACUUGUCGAAAAGGUUACCGUGUUUUAG